Molecule: messenger RNA, 1548 nt
Organism: Trichoderma gamsii
Lineage: Eukaryota; Fungi; Ascomycota; Sordariomycetes; Hypocreales; Hypocreaceae
Product: cytochrome P450
Exons: 2
Coding region: 1-1548 (515 amino acids)
Molecular function (GO): monooxygenase activity; iron ion binding; heme binding
Source: RefSeq, a predicted model, not a curated record
AUGGCUAUCGUCAGCUCUCUAGCAGGACUAUGUCUCGCAGCUAUAAUUUCUGCAUUUGUAUUCCGAUAUUCUUCAUCUUAUUCAGUUUCUGGCGUGCGAAUUCCUCUCGGUUCGAAGCUGCCGCGCGGUCCUAAAGGCGUCCCAAUUCUGGGAAAUCUGCCUCAGGUGCCUCUUACACACUCAUGGCUAAAAUUCAAGGAAUGGGCAGGUCAGUAUGGCCCGCUCUACAGCCUUUCUCUGGCAGGCAACCGUCACGUCGUUGUGUCUACCGAGAGAAUCGCCAACGAUCUCCUGCGGGGACGAGGCAACAUUUACUCCAGCCGGCCGUAUUUGCCCAUGAGCUCCGGGCUCCUCAGCCACAACUUGCGCCCUGUUUUGCUCCCGUACAACGAUCUCUGGCGCAAAGGACGUAAGCUGAUGCACAGUCUCGCGUCGGAAUCCGUCGCGCCGGCAUACGAGCCAGUUCAGCUGCGUGAAUCUUUCCGGCUGUUGAAAGACCUAUUAGCAGACCCAAACAAUUACGAGACGUGGUUUGAGCGCUUAUCAGCCGGUGUUGUUCUUCAGCUGGCGUAUGGCAAAACAGUCGAGACUGGCGACGAGCCAAUCGUGAGAGACAUUCUGGAGGUCGUGCAUACCCUUGAGCGAGUCAUCUCUCCAGGCGCAUACUUGGUCGAUACGUUUCCUGCUCUGAUGUGGCUUCCAAAAUGGCUGGCCCCAUUCAAACGCGAAGGAGACCGCCUGCAUAAACGAGAGUUGAAUCUGUUUCGCAAGAACAUCGAAGACGUUCGGGCUGAGAUUGCCAACGGGGACCAGACGCCCUCUUUCUGCAGAAGCUGGCUUGAAAAGGAACCUUCUUUCGGCUUGAAUACGGAUGAGGCGGCAUAUGUGAUUGGCACCAUGUUUGAAGCGGGUGCAGGCACUACAGCUGCUGCUCUGAUGUCUUUUAUGCUGGCCAUGGUGCAUCAUCCCGAAUGGCAGCGGCGUCUGCAGCAGGAAAUCGACGCCGUAGUCGGAAACUCACGUCUCCCUAACUUUGACGAUAUACCUCGCCUCCCAACAGUACGGGCAAUUGUCAAGGAAACCUUGCGGUGGAGGCCAGUCACUGCCGGCGGUGUGCCGCAUCAACUCAUCAAGGACGACGUCUAUGAAGGCGUUUUUCUUCCAGCGGGAACGAGCAUUCACCCAAAUCAAUGGGCGAUCCAUCGAGAUCCUUCUCUCUAUCCAGAUCCAGAGAAUUUCCGCCCCGAGCGCUGGCUGGAGCCCUCUUGGCCGACGUACCGCGAGCCUUUGACCCAGUUUCCGAAUCUCCAAAAUUUCAGCGCCUUUGGAUUCGGUAGGCGUAUUUGUCCAGGCCAAGCCAUUGCAGAACGAAGCUUGAACAUUGCAGCUGCUCGUGUCGGCUGGGGUUGCACGGUUUCGAAAAUGAAGGGCGUCGAGGUUCCGUUGUACGACUAUACGGCUGGCCUUAAUGUGCAGCCUAAGAGGUUCCUUUUUGAGCUGGAAGCGAGGGGAGAUCACAUCAUGAGGCUGCUAAGAGAGAAUGUCUAA